Messenger RNA from Xyrichtys novacula (pearly razorfish), 205 nucleotides. The record is from the annotation of a GenBank genome assembly. Lineage: Eukaryota; Metazoa; Chordata; Actinopteri; Labriformes; Labridae.
CAGCAGGGAAGGCGGUGUGGACGAUGAUGGCGGAGGAGGAGUGGAUGAUGAUGGCGGAGGAGGCGGAGCAGCACGGACAGGCCGACAUGCUGCCAGUCGCCCCUCAUUAGGGCGCCGCUCCGUCUUGCUCCUGCAGAUCAAUGGUCGGCCUAAUGAAAGCCAAGCGCUGCCUCGGUGUGACACGCUGCGAGGAGGAGGGAGGGAG